AUGUCUUCCAUCCGCAACCUCUUCCUCGGGCUCUUGAGCAUCUCCGCCACCGCCUACGCCGAGCACCUCCGCGUCGUCUUCUCCUCCGGCAGCUUCUCCACCAUCAGCGGCCCCAGCGGCGGUUCCCAGAGCGGCGGCUACAAGGGCUUCGCCAUCAUCAACGACAACGGCGAGGCCAUCUACGACCAGGCCUACCCCGACGACCACUCCCCUUGCUACAACACCGGCGGCGGCCGCACCUUCACCAUCGAGGGUGACUGCUGGGACACCCCUCGCGUCUUCCACUGCGAGUCCGACUUCGGCGGCAUCCCCGAGUCCUGCGACGUCAGCACCUCCGACGGCACCCAGCUCGGCAGCGGCACGCAGAAGAAGAACACCGACUUCAUCGGUAUCGCCAUCGGCAUCGACGGCAGCUGCGCCGUUGAGUUCGAGUCUGAUGGGCCCGGCUGCCCUGUUGAUGAUGGCAACGGCCCCCUCCACGUCACCAAGGGUUAA
Messenger RNA from Colletotrichum karsti, 495 nucleotides. RefSeq lists its product as uncharacterized. Bases 1 to 495 code for a protein of 164 amino acids. The record is from RefSeq and is a predicted model, not a curated record. The transcript has a single exon. NCBI's taxonomy places the organism in Eukaryota, Fungi, Ascomycota, Sordariomycetes, Glomerellales, Glomerellaceae.